AUGUCUACUCGCGACACAGGUGCUGCGCGAGUACGCUCUCGCCGCUCUAUUGCACAUGUACCCCGAUCUCGGAUGACGUCUGGUCUUGAUAAGGAGAAUGCGACAACAGACAUUGGCGCAGUGCCACCUUUUGAACCCAACACGAAGCCCACUAUGAAAGAUAAGAAGUCACGAAGUAAGAGUUUAGGACCCGGUGGACUGGACGCUUUGCAGAACUCCAAUGGCAAUCGACGCAAGUCCACGGCCUCUUUUCCUCUCAAAUCAAUUCUUAAACCUACCGUCCCCGUAUCGCCAGUGCGAAACAUCCCAUCGUUCGAGGAAACUCGUCGUCGCACUCCGGCUCGUAAUGCGCAAAGCCAGGAGUCGAGCUGGGAAUCUAGCAGUCAGAAUCAGGAGGGCCUUUUGAUCGACUUUGCAACGCCCCCUCGACCCGCCGCUGAAGGAGAUGAUACCGCCAAUCCAUUCGACACUUUCAACGCAACAACUGCGAUCCGCGAGGAGAUGGCGGCCACCAAGGAGCGUGAUGACAAGGAACGUCGGGAGCGCGAACGCCAAGCUAUCCUAGAGAAACGAGCGGCGCGAAGGAAGUCAAUGGCGAAUCGUCGUGUCUCAUUUGCCCCGGAGGCUACACUGCACACCUGGAACGUGGUGGAGAUUCCCGACGACUCGACAUCUUCCUCUGCAGCAAACUCUACUCGACGCGCCUCUACUGUGAACAACUCCGAAGCCAAGGCCCAAGCACCCAGCCCUGCCAAAGAGGCCCCAUCGUCACCUGAAACAGAUGCUGGCUCAGAUUUCGGUUUCUCGCCUAUUCGUCAGCAAGAUCUUGAGCAGAUGCGAGGUCGGUCUGGAUCCUCAGGCGAAGAUGAAGGCCCAACGGAAAUGUCAUCCAGUCCAUUUAACGGAAGCUCGCCAGGCAGCGAGGAUACCGGCGCACAAAGCCUGGGAGAAGUGGAGGAAGAUGAUGGCCAGUCCUCAGAGUCAGAUGAUGGCUUUGAUGCCGAAAGUACUGCUAUGAGUAUGGAUGACAUGACGGCCCGUUCCGGCGUCAGUGUACAGUCGGACGUUUCUUCUAGUUCGAGUUCCAGUGCUAGACUGAAUGACGCAUUGCGACAAGCUGCAAAGGAAGCUGGAACACAGGCCGUUGAUGAAGAGGAUGGAGAAAUGUCGAUGGAGAUUGCAGACCAGGAAAUCACUGGCGCUUUCCAACCCUGGAUCAAGAAGGGCCAAAGGCAAAGCUUCGACUGGUCGGAUAUUAGUGCUCGACAUGACCAAGAAAACAUGGACCCAUCCAAGGUCGCUUCGGAAAACGAUGCCCCCGGGUCAGAUGAGAUGGACGAAGAUGAAGAGAUGAGCAUGGACGUGACGAAUGCGAUCGGACGGAUACUCGGUAAAACAUCUGGUCAUCGGAAGAGUGCCGUGCGUCGGCAGUCCACUGCACAGCAAAGCGAAUACGACGAUCAAACCAUGGAGAUGACAAACGUUGUUGGAGGAGGAAUUGAAAGGGUCGAUUUCGCCCAACCCGAUCACAAUGACAACGACAAUGCCGACGAAGAUGAAGAGAUGACCAUGGAGUUCACUUCGGCCAUUGGAAAAGUCCUCAGCAAAGGACCGUCCUAUGAACAAGGUGCAGAACAAGUUGCUACUGACACACCCAAGUCAGACCGCAUGACCGACGAUCAAGAUAAUAGUUCGGACGAUGGGAUGGAAAUGGAAAUGACCGGUGCAGUUGCUGAGUCCGGGCAAUUGAACAGCUCUCCCUUUCAAGAGAUCACUCAAAAGUCCCCAGCCAAGUCCCCAGCCAAAUCACCUUUGUCAUUUCAGGUGGCGGCGGUGGCCUCGGAGCAUGGAAGCCCUAGCUUGGCGAGUGUCAAAUCUCGGACUCCUCGACGUAGUUCUCUUUUGGGGGUAUCGAAUACACCAGAGUCCAACACCCCGCGCCGUUCGCCACGCAAAUCACCCACGAAGAAACCAUUAACACCUCCUAAGCAGUCUACACCUCAGACGAAGCCGGCCACACCAAGCAAGACACCCCCAUCUGCAAAUGUAUCAUUCCGAAGUGCUUCUCCAAAGAAGCUUUUCCGGCCUGAACUCCAAAAUCAACGCUCCGCGGACAAGAAGAAAUCACCCCGUCUCAGUAUAUUCGAACAGGACACAAAUGGCGGAUCGUCUACUCCUCGAAUUGUAUUGCAACCCCGAGAGGCACGGCGCUCUUCCGGCCUGGGAAUUGACAAAGAAGGGCUUGGGUCUCCCCGCGUAGUUGCUCUACUUGACAAGCGCCUGUCACUCGGUGAAAACACACCACAGUUUGUUCCUCAGCAACAGCCGCGAGGUGGUGUGCGCUUUGAAAACCCGUUGAAGAUGCAGGCGGACGAGGAAAGAGACCGCGAGGAAGAGGAGCUUAGAGAGGAUGGGCAUAUUCAGCCUUCCAACUCCACGAGCAGCGAUAUUGGCUCAAAUCUGAGGAAUAUGAUUUCUAGCAUGAGCCCGAAGAAGGGCAAAAUUGGAAGUCGGAAAAGCCUCCAUGUUGGUGCUGCGCGUGGCAUCCUUGGCAAGCGACCAGCUGAACUUGACUUUGACGAAGACGAAGUCGAGAAUUCUCCCAAACGUCUCCGUGGCCAUGACGUGAGCCCUGUCAAGGCAGUGCGACUUCCGGGCCCAUCACCGGCCAAGAAAGAUCCCACCCGGCGAUCGAUUCUCUCUCCUGUUCGUAGGGCUCGGAGCUCCUCGCCGCUCAAGGGUAGCACCACUCCCACCCAGUCGCCGCAGAGUGCCUCGAAGAAGGGAAUCACUCCUCUGAAGGAAGGUGUGGAUUCUCUUCAUAUUGCUUCGGAUCCUCAACAGCCAGAGCCAGAAGAGGGCCUCCCUGACCACGAGCUCGAGCCUGACGUAGAGCCUAUUCAGCUGCAGGAUUUCCUCAACAUGACCAAUAUUCAUUUCAUGGAACUCACCACCACGAAGAGACGACACACGACUGCGCCUGGAAGUGCUACUAGGAGGUUGAGCAGACGGUCUGGGGAGCACGUUCCCAAGGCAGGAACGUUCACCUUUGAUGACUGCGUGGCUGCUGGACUGUGCACGGUGCCCAUGCUGGAGUUAUAUCAACACUCCUGUCGCGAGUUGAAGUCGUAUAUUUCCGAAGGCCGUCAAGUCAUUCGAUCCAUUGAGGCCGAAACCUAUACCGAGAACCCUCCCCUAUUCCGGGAAUAUAUGACGGCCCCACCAGACAUCCGAGUGAUCAUGGACAACCAGUUCCGGAAUGUGAAGACACACGCGCGAUUGUUGAGUAAGGCGACGUGGUAUGAGUGGCGAAUGAAGUUGCUUGAAGGUCUCAAAGAAGGGCUUAUCCGUCACGUGGAUGACAUGAAAGCCGAUGAUGCUUUAUUGUCUAAACGCGAGGAGAUUCUCAACAAUGUCGUUCCUCCACUGGUAGAGAAGCAAGCAUCUCUCGAACAAGAAGCGGAAAAUCUGAGGCAGCUGGUUGAAGAAAUGGAAAGCUGUGAUCAAGAUGAGCUGCGUGGCACGCGUGAGAAGCUUUCCACUAUUGAUGAUGAAAUCGAGGCCAAGCAACGAGAACUUGAGCAGCUCCAGGCAGAGGUUCAGGAAAAGACUGAGAUCAUCGAUGCAGGGACCGAGAUGAGUAAUGAGUUUUUGGGUGAAAUCCAGGAAGCGGAGCGUAUCAAGGAGGAGUGUCGUGGGUGGAGUGCUCGCGACAUCAAUGAGCUGAAGAACUCUGUUCAACGUAUAGAGCGCCAGACCGGUUGGUCAAUCCUCUCUGCCUCUUCCUUGCAGGAGAAGUCCGCCAAUCCAAUGUUGGCCAUGUCCUACCAGGGCCAGCUCCAGAUCAAGUUUCACCCCGGCGCAUUUGCGACGAAGAUAUCCAGCGACACAGAGAAGACUAACCAGCUUCUCGAACUGAGCUCCGUGAAAGGCAAAACAACCUCACCGAUCGCAUAUUUCGCUCUCAAGUCGAUGCAACAACAUCUCUCUACAAUAAACCAAUCCAAAACCGCCCCGAACGAACUGCUCCGCUUUAUCUCCUCCGCCUGGGAUCGCACCGUGGGCCUAGAGAACGAGGCCCGCAUGCUAGAAUUCUGCGGCGUCACUCGCCUCACCCUUUCGGAACCAAAGAAUUCGUCUCUCUUCAUACGUGCCCGCUGCACCCUCCUCGGCAAUGCAGCUGUCCCCUCCACUCCUAGCCGUAAGGCUUCCGCAACAAAGAAAACCGGCGCCAAGCGAAUCGACGUUGACUUUAACGUCCACACACGCGUCAGAGCUGGGAGCGGCGAGGCCAAAGAAAUUGGCACCUUUGAUUUCCACAUCGAUGCCAUAGCGACGAAAGUCUACGGCUUCGGCAUAGGCAAUAAGUCGGGGUUGUCAGGCGAGGAAAUGGAGGGUAUCCUUGGCAAAGGACUCACCCCAGGGACGGGGCACAGCUUGGCAAUGGUGUUUGGUGCAAGGCUGUGCGUAUGCUUACGGGAUCUGCUUUUUGAGUUUUAUACCUAG
This is a messenger RNA of Penicillium cosmopolitanum, 4506 nucleotides long. RefSeq names its product kinetochore-microtubule binding complex subunit SPC105. The transcript has 5 exons. Lineage: Eukaryota; Fungi; Ascomycota; Eurotiomycetes; Eurotiales; Aspergillaceae. The coding region runs from base 1 to 4506 and encodes 1501 amino acids. The record is from RefSeq and is a predicted model, not a curated record. Gene Ontology annotation, biological process: mitotic spindle assembly checkpoint signaling; protein localization to kinetochore; mitotic sister chromatid biorientation.